GGGAGCCGUGGUGAACGCAGUUCUCGACUGAUCGCCGAGAAGGUGUAACGGUGUUGCUAGAUGCGAGUGACGGCGAGGCGUACGAAAAGCCACGUGAUCGACUCUUUCACCGGCUGAACGUGACAGCUGAACGCGGCGACAGCCUUCGCGAUCAUUCGUUCUACUUCUUCGUCGUCGACCUUCAACCACUUAAGGAGUGUCACUGCUCUAUAUUGUCGUAAAUUUCUUGAGUCUCGUCGCGAAACAAAACCUAAACAGAUCAUGACAGCAAACGUAAAGCAUGGUUGAUCGUUGAGCCGGGUUUCAUGCAAAAAUUUAUAUAUGAUUUAUUUUUUCGAUCGAGCUCUUCCGUUAUCUUUGCUCGUCGAAUAUGAGUGAUGUUCCGGUUCGUGAGCAAAAGAAGUCGUAUGUCGAUCAAAGACGCGUUUAAAUUGUUUAUUUGGUCCGGAAAAUCAGGAUAGCUUUCGAGAGGGGGGCGUGUUUAAUUUGAUCGUCGUUGAGACACGCGGAUUGAGACAUGCCAGAGAAACGUAGUUAACCAGAUACGUGAUUCUUGUGUGAUACAGCGUGAACGGCGCGGCAUCGUGCAGUGUUUAAGGGUGUUGAAGGUGCGUCCAAUGAAGGGAUAAGAAUGUCACCGGUGCUACAGCGGUAGAGGGUGUCACGGAUCUGGGAUUUUCGAGGCUGAGGAGCGCUUAGAUAAGGCAUGCUAUGCGUCAGAAGACUGGAAACAGAGGUUCUCGCGGAAGAUGACAGCGUUAAGUAGAUAAAGGAACAGCUGCUGGUUCCACCGACCGACGACGACGACGAUUCAUCGCGUUUUCCAUGCAGUGCACAAUGCUCUGCCAUCGCGCUCUUGUCGUUCUCUUUGCUGUCAACGUGCCAAUCGUGACGGGGCUCGAGCCAGACUUCACAUACCCGUUGGAGAACUUAACGAUCUCGCAGGGUCGAGACGCAACCUUCACCUGCGUGGUGAGCAACCUCGGUGGAUACCGGGUGAGUCCUUCCUCCUCCGCGAGCGGAGAUCACUCUGGCGGCGCCAAGGCCCGGGUGGCGUGGAUCAAAGCAGACACCAAGGCAGUCCUGGCGAUUCACGAACACGUGAUCACGAACAACGCGCGUUUAUCAGUAACACACAGUGACUACAACACGUGGACGUUGAAUAUUCGUGGGGUACGCCGAGAAGAUCGAGGCAUUUACAUGUGUCAAGUCAACACGGAUCCUAUGAAGAGUCAGAGCGCGUUUCUAGAAGUGGUGAUACCGCCGGACAUAAUAUCCGAAGAGACCUCGAACGACUUGAUGGUACCUGAGGGCGGAUCCGCAAAACUGGUCUGCAAGGCUCGCGGCUAUCCAAAACCUGAGAUCGUAUGGAAGCGAGAAGAUGGCGCCGAGAUUAUUUCCCGUGCCGGAUCGUCCGGUGGCAAAACGAAAAUAGCUACUGCUGAAGGGGAAAUGCUGACUUUGUCGAAAGUAACCAGAAGCGAGAUGGGCACCUACCUGUGCAUCGCGAGUAACGGAGUACCACCAUCAGUCAGCAAACGAAUGAUGCUGCACGUACACUUUCACCCGAUGGUUCAAGUACCAAACCAGCUAGUCGGCGCGCCAACUGGAACCAACGUAACGCUGGUUUGUCUCGUCGAAGCUUCUCCGAAGGCCAUUAAUUAUUGGACACGCGCAUCAGGCGAAAUGAUAAUUAGCAAUCACAAAUACUCGAUGUCAGAAGUGAAGACAUCCGUGUACAGUGUACAGAUGCGCUUGGUAAUUAUGAAUCUACAGAAACAGGAUCUCGGUGGUUACAAGUGCAUCUCAAAGAACUCGAUCGGCGACGCAGAGGGAAACAUUCGAAUUUACGAUAUGGAUCUACCGAAACACUCGAAGAAACUGGGAGACCGAAGAUUGGACAGUGACACGAACGAAGCGGUCAACGAUCGAGAUCACAGACUGACUAACGUGUAUCAAGGCUCUUUACGGGAAACGGGUUCAACCUUGGAACCAUUCUUCAACAGCGACGACGCAACCUCGUCGACGUCCUCAAACGACAUUUUACCACCCGCCUCUUGUAUUCUUCUAAUAACAUUGUCCCAACUGCUCGCUUUGACGUAA
Messenger RNA from Bombus impatiens (common eastern bumble bee), 2103 nucleotides. RefSeq names its product lachesin-like. Bases 826 to 2103 code for a protein of 425 amino acids. The record is from RefSeq and is a predicted model, not a curated record. The transcript has 9 exons. Gene Ontology annotation, cellular component: neuron projection. Lineage: Eukaryota; Metazoa; Arthropoda; Insecta; Hymenoptera; Apidae.